Trichomonas vaginalis G3 is the source of this 2556-nucleotide messenger RNA. RefSeq names its product glycosyl hydrolase. Lineage: Eukaryota; Parabasalia; Trichomonadida; Trichomonadidae. Gene Ontology annotation, biological process: N-glycan processing; carbohydrate metabolic process. Gene Ontology annotation, molecular function: carbohydrate binding; alpha-glucosidase activity. The record is from RefSeq and is a predicted model, not a curated record. The coding region runs from base 1 to 2556 and encodes 851 amino acids. The transcript has a single exon.
AUGAGAGAUCGGUACAUCAAGGAUCAAAUUUGGAAAAUUGAUCCAAAUUCCAUUAUGUAUAACAAUACAGAGUAUGAUACUUUUGUCAUUGAUUCCAAUUAUACAAACAGAUUCAAUUUAAGAAUUAAUAUCCUUAGAAAUAAAACAGCUCAUAUCAAACUGUCCCCAGCAGAGAAAGAAUCAUUUAAUAGAUUUGAUAUCGAACACGAGCCCACAAUCAUUGAUCAAGGUUUUAUUUCUAAUUAUUCAGAAAUUGAAGUAACAAGAGAUGACGUUAAAUCCACAAUUUCCUCAUCCAACGCCAAAGUUGUAGUUAAACACAAUCCAUUUUCAUUAAUUAUUAACGAUCAAAAUGGAGAAGCAAUUGUGCUCAAUAUCGACAAUUCAUUGGUCUUUGAGACGAAGAGAAGCAAAGAGAAAACCCCGGAAUUAUUCAAGGAGAAUUAUUUCGGUGGAGUCACAGAUGUUUUCAAGAACGGACCAACAUCUGUUGCCAUGACUUUCCGCUUGAAAGGUAAGGAAACAAGACUCUCUGGACUUCCUGCUCACACAUUACCAUUGUCUCUUGAAAACACAACUGAACCAAUUCGUUUCUUCAACACUGAUAUCAAUGAAUUCGAAUUGAAUAGUGAAAUGGCAAUGUAUGGAUCGGUUCCUUUACUAUUCAUGCAUUCAUUGGAUAGAUCUAUUGGUGUUUUCUGGUCUAAUCCAUCAGAAACGUUCAUUGACAUCAUGAAUUCACAAGAUAGAUCAUAUUCAGAUGCAAGAUUCAUGUCAGAAGGCGGAUUCAUUGAUGUUUACGUCUUUUUGGGAGAUCCAUGUGAAGUCUCUGAUAGUUAUACACAAUUAACUGGGAGGCCUCAAUUAACACCAAUGUUUGCCUUAGGUUUCCAUCAAUGCAGAUGGGGAUACAUGACUCAAAGCGAAAUUGAAGAGAUCUCAUCAAAACUUGACAAUUUCGGAAUCCCUCAUGAUGUCAUGUGGUUAGAUUUAGAUCAUGUUGAUAACAGGAAGUAUUUCACAUUCAGAAAACACAACUUCCCUGAUCCAAAGAAGAUGUUGAAGAACUUAGAGAAAGAUGGAAGAUAUCUUGUCGCAUUGUCUGAUCCUCACAUGGUUGCUGAAAAUGAUUAUUAUCUUUACAAAGAAGCAAAUUCAAAUAACUAUUUGGUUAAGACAAGAGACAAUAAUGUUUAUUUCGGAAACUGUUGGCCAGGUAGAUCCGUUUGGCCUGAUUACUUCAAUCCAGCCGUUCGAGCAUGGUGGGAAACAUUGUAUUCAUUCAAACAUUACAAAGAAUCAGCAAGAAAUUUGUAUCCUUGGAAUGAUAUGAAUGAAAUCUCUGUUUUUGAUUCUCCUGAUAACACAGCUCCUAGAGACCUAAUUCAUUACGGCAACCUUGAAGAAAGAGAAGUUCACAAUGCUUACGGACACUUAAUGGUAAGUUCAACAUGGUGCUGUCUUAGAAAGAGAACAAAACAACCAAUGAGACCUUUCAUUCUUUCAAGAUCAUUCUUUGCAGGAAGUCAAAAAUACAUUUACACUUGGAUUGGUGAUAAUGUUGCAAGCUAUGAACACAUGAGAAAUUCUUUGCAAAUGAUGAUGUCAUUCGGUCUUGGUGAAAUGAUUUACACUGGAGCAGAUGUUGGCGGCUUCUUCAAUUCUCCUGAUGAAACACUUUUGAGUCGUUGGUUUGCAGUUGGUGCAUGGAUUUAUCCUUUCUUCAGAGAACAUUGCCAUCAUCUUUCAGAGUACAGAGAAGUCUACAAACUCAAAGAAGAAGCCAGCAGAGAACUCUCUAAAACAGCAAUUCAUGAGAGAUAUAAGAUAUUACCUUAUUGGUAUACACUUGCUCGAGAAGCAAAUCUCACAGGUAAACCAAUAAUUCGUCCUAUGUGGUAUGAGUUCCCUCGAGAUGAAAAAGUUCUUGAUGUCUAUGACCAAGUUAUGCUUGGAAGUGAUUUAUUGAUUGUUCCAUUCUUGGACAAAGGGCAAACAGACAGGAAGUUCAUUAAACCAAAUUCUACAAAAUGGUAUGACUUCAGAACAUUGCAAUUAUAUGAUUCUGAUGUCGCCAAAUACAUUGAUGGUAAUACAUUGGUUUUAAUGAAGGCAGGUACAAUAAUUCCAAUGAAAUCAAGAAUCCGCAAGUCAGCUAAAAUGAUGUUUUACGAUCCAUUCACAUUAGUCAUUGCUCUUGAUGAAAAAGGAUUUGCUCAAGGAAAAUUAUAUGUUGAUGAUGGUGAAUCAGAAGAAUUCGAGAAAGGCAGCUUCGUUUACAGAGAAUUCACAUUUGAAAACGGAACACUCAUCAACAGAGCUGUUCCACCACGAACAAUGAAUAAGUUUGGCUACAAAUACGAUGUCACAAUCGAAAGAAUCAAGAUUACUGGAUUGAAGGAACCGAAAUCAAUCAAAGGACCAAAAGGAAGAAUUGAUUUUGAUUACGAAGAUUCAGUCUUAACAAUCAGGAAACCAAACCUUCUCAUUCGUGAUGAUUGGUCAGUUGCCCUCGAGUUCGAUAACAAUCAAUAUAUCGACUCCAAAGAAAUUUAA